Messenger RNA from Perognathus longimembris pacificus (Pacific pocket mouse), 910 nucleotides. RefSeq names its product tryptase beta-2-like. The transcript has 6 exons. Bases 1 to 840 code for a protein of 279 amino acids. Gene Ontology annotation, biological process: proteolysis. Lineage: Eukaryota; Metazoa; Chordata; Mammalia; Rodentia; Heteromyidae. The record is from RefSeq and is a predicted model, not a curated record. Gene Ontology annotation, molecular function: serine-type endopeptidase activity.
AUGGCCAGGAUGCUCGCCCUGCUGCUGCUGGCACUGCCCCUCAUGUCCAGUGCAGCCCUGGCCGCCCCUGCCCUGGGCCUGGCCAUGGAGCGCGUGGGCAUAGUGGGGGGACAAGAGGCCCCCAGGAACAGGUGGCCCUGGCAGGUGAGCCUGAGAGUCAACCUCACCUACUGGAUUCAUAUCUGCGGGGGCUCACUCAUCCACCCUCAGUGGGUGCUCACCGCUGCACACUGCGUGGGACCGCACAUCAUCAGCCCUGAGUUUUUCCGUGUGCAGCUCCGCGAGCAGCACCUCUAUUACCGGGAUAGGCUGCUCCCCAUCAGCCGCAUUGUCCCCCACCCCGACUAUUACACUGCCCAGUUCGGAGCUGACAUCGCCCUGUUGGAGCUGGAGGAGCCUGUGAACAUCUCCCACCACGUGCGGCCCCUCGCCCUGCCCCCUGCCUCGGAGACCUUCCCUGUGGGCACGCCAUGCUGGGUGACCGGCUGGGGCAACGUGGACAAUGGCGGUAGUCACUCCCCACCACCGUAUCCCUUGAAGCAAGUGAAGGUCCCCAUUGUGGAGAACCAUCUCUGCGACAUAAAGUACCAUGGUGGCCUCUACACGGGUGAUAAUGUCCACAUUGUCCGGGAUGAUAUGCUGUGUGCUGGAAACAGCCGGAAGGACUCCUGCCAGGGAGACUCUGGAGGGCCACUGGCGUGCAAGGUGAAUGGCACCUGGCUGCAAGCAGGAGUGGUCAGCUGGGGCGAGGGCUGUGCACAGCCCAACCGGCCAGGCAUCUAUACCCGUGUCACCUACUACUUAGACUGGAUCCACCGCCAUGUCCUCAAGCACCCCUGAGCCAGAGGACAACUCCACCAGAGGAGAGCCAGCAUCCUCUCCCUGCUGGGGGAAUGGGGGGCUUCCCCAU